This is a messenger RNA of Symbiodinium natans, 528 nucleotides long. The record is from the annotation of a GenBank genome assembly. Lineage: Eukaryota; Dinophyceae; Suessiales; Symbiodiniaceae.
AUGGCGGCCAGCAACGGCAUUGUCCUGCAAAGGGACCUGCACCUCUCCAUCCGCCAUGCUUCCGUGUGCAUCACGCUCAUCGCGCCCGCCGGAUUCUUAGGGUCCUACAUCGUGGACUGGCUACGCUGGGAGCCUCUCACCAUGCUCCAUGCCUCCAUGGGGCCAUUGCUCCUGUCAGCAUCCUUUAUGGCUCUUGCCGCCUGGUACCGGAGCUUGGCCUUCUUCAUGGGCUCCACCUGUGUUACGGAGAUGGUGAUCGUGGUCGUCUUCAUUUCUGCGGUCUGUGCAUUCACGGAGGGCAUCGAAGACAUCGCAGGCACAGCUGCAUCUCUGCUCACCGCGCUCUCCUUCCUGGGCAGCUCCUUUACCUCGCUCUUGGUGGUGGUCAUGGCCAAGGACGGUCUCGCCAACUAUCUGCUUUCUCUCGCAGCGACGCUGCUUUUGAUCGCCUUGAGCCUCUGGCUUGGGCGCGCUUUUGCCAUUUGGCCUCACCGCCCCAAGGAGCAAGGCAGCGUGGAUCAGGGCUGA